UGCUAGGAGACUUCCCCUACUUCCGGUGUGUGAUGGAGGUGGAUGAGGCGCCCGUUCAGACCUUUCCCUCGAUGGUCGAUCGCUAUUUUAGACGCUGGUACAAGACAGAUGUUAAAGGGAAACAGUGUGAAGAUCAUUGUAUCUUACAGCAUUCUAAUAGGAUAUGUGUCAUCACUUUGGCAGAAUCUCACCCUCUUUUACAGAGUGGGAGAAAAAUAAAAAGCAUUAGCUACCAGAUCAGUGCCAACUGUAGUCGACUACAAAACAAGGUUUCAGGAAAAUCUAAACGGGGUGGACAGUUUCUAACAGAACUUGCACCAUUGUGCAGAAUACUUUGUAUAGAUGGUGAGGAAUACACAAUAUACAGUUGUAUCAGAGGACGUUUACUGGAGGUAAAUGAAAAUAUUCUCCAGGAGCCCAGCCUUCUACAAAAAAAGCCGUCUACAGAAGGAUACAUUGCUGUUGUAUUACCCAAAUUUGAAGAAAGCAAAAGUAUAACCCAAGGUUUAAUUAACCAGGAACAGUAUCAAGAUAUUAUUUCAAAGAGACACAAGACAACAGCAGCAAUAAUGGGAAAUACUGACCUCUAAACCCCACAUCUCUUAGCGAUUGUAUUCCUUAAGUUAAGCUGUUUUAUUUCACAUGAAAAUUUAAAGCAGCAACAUACUUUAAGGAAGUGAUUAAAUGGAUGAUCUGUGAUGAAGCAAUAGUUUUGCUCUUGAAUUGUAUACUUGGAUAACUGGGGAUAGUUCUUUAGAGUCAGUUUUCUUCAGUUCAUUUCUCAAUGAAAAUAAUGUUUAAAACAAUAUACAAAAAGUCAGUUAUCGUAUUACCUGUUUUUUCCUAGAAAUACCAGUUUAAAGUUGUUUUAAAAUUUAACCUUGUUUAAUGAGAAGGAUUUUUGUAUAAUGGCGUUUAAUUUGAAAACCAGUGUAAAAUGCUAUUCAGAAAUGAAUCUGUGAAGCUUUAUUAAAUUUCACUUUGAUUUUGAUAGAGCUAAAUAUCCUGAAUUGUUUUAAAGUGAAGACUCCAUCUAUCUCUUGAGAUUUUGAAUUUGUGUAUUAUAAAUAUUUCAAUUUUUGAUUUUAAUCAAGAUUUUGAAAAUAUUUCUGUUUUUCGUACCCUCUUAGUGUUUUCUUCAUCAUGUAGACAUACAAUUCUGCAACUUCAGUAACACCAACAUUGACUCUUACCUGCCUUCCCACAUGGUCCACAUGUUGGUCUCAAGUUAAGGCUACCACCAUAUAUUUUUAAUUAAAUUAGUUAAAAGUUAUACUUGCUUACUUUACCAUUGAUACCCACAUCUUUGUAAUCCAAACAACAUACUGGGGCUGGAGAAGAGUGUUUUGGAGGAUUUUAGUUUAAGCUUUAAAUAUGCUGAGGUGCCAUGUGGCACAGGGUUGGAUGCAAAGUAUGGUUACGAAGUUUAGAAUAUUGAAAAGAUUUUAGAAAUCAGUGGUGAAUGAAUAAAACCAAAAAUUACAAAGGGAAAAUGAAAGUUUUAGAAAGCUCACUAGAAGUUUAGAAACGUUGAAGAAAAGAAUAACUUACGUUCGCCUGUGAGAGUGAGAAUGGGGAAUUAAUGAGAAACAGGAAAUGAAGUGUUGAACAAUUAUUGUGAUAUUUAAAAUCAUGAGGGAAGAACAUAAAACAAUUGUAACAAGGAAAUAUACUGGGAAAACCAUUAGGGGGUAGACAAGAACCCAGGCUCUAAUGGCUUUUUUCCUAGGAUUUUUAAAAGUAGUGGCUAUAGGGAUUUAGAUGCAUUAAUUGUGAUCUUCCAAAAUUCCCCAUACUCCAGAAAGGUCCCAGCAGAUUGGAAAACCUUUGUGAAAGGGAUAUUACAGUUGACUAAUGAGUUAGGGUUAAGUAAGUAAUAAGAAAAAUGGAUAAAGAGGAUCCUGUAGAUAAUGAUAUAUGUGGGGUUCCAUAAGCCAUAUUUAGAUCAGGAAUCAAUUCUAUUGAAGGGCUGAGCAGGCUUGCGGGUCUGAAUGACCUGUUCUUUUUAAUUCUUGUGUAUUUUUCUACGCAGAAAUUCUGCUGCAUGGAAUUAUGUUUAAUUGAAUGUUGUAUCUAACAUCUUGCCCAUUAUUCAUACUGAGCAUCUGGGCAGUCAAUACAUCCCAAGGCAAUAUAUAAUUGAAUGAAUUAUGCACUUGGUUUAAAAAAAAGAGCUUUAUAAAUUGAUGUAGAUUUGGAGAAAAAUCUCACUUGCAAUUUUGUCAAAUUUUAAAUUGGAAAUGAAUAAUUACAGAUAUGGCCAUUUGUAUUUGUUAAGUCAGUAUGAAACACCAACUCUAA
Molecule: messenger RNA, 2301 nt
Organism: Chiloscyllium plagiosum (whitespotted bambooshark)
Lineage: Eukaryota; Metazoa; Chordata; Chondrichthyes; Orectolobiformes; Hemiscylliidae
Gene: abitram
Product: actin binding transcription modulator
Biological process (GO): regulation of actin filament polymerization; regulation of filopodium assembly; dendrite morphogenesis
Cellular component (GO): lamellipodium; filopodium tip; nucleus
Molecular function (GO): actin filament binding; actin monomer binding
Source: RefSeq, a predicted model, not a curated record